This is a messenger RNA of Gallus gallus (chicken), 22861 nucleotides long. RefSeq names its product caldesmon 1 (gene CALD1). Gene Ontology annotation, cellular component: actin cytoskeleton. The coding region runs from base 20481 to 22826 and encodes 781 amino acids. Gene Ontology annotation, biological process: angiogenesis; actin filament bundle assembly; muscle contraction. The record is from RefSeq and is a predicted model, not a curated record. NCBI's taxonomy places the organism in Eukaryota, Metazoa, Chordata, Aves, Galliformes, Phasianidae. The transcript has 14 exons. Gene Ontology annotation, molecular function: calmodulin binding; myosin binding; actin binding.
ACACUUGAACACCCACCAUGGAUGACUUUGAACGCCGUAGAGAACUCAGGAGGCAAAAGCGUGAGGAAAUGCGCCUUGAAGCAGAGAGGUGAGGUUGCAUGGAAUAUGUGUCGGUGACUUGACUUUUAUUAGCAAUGGCUUUGAGGAUUUUUCUUUUAAAUUCAGAAGUUUGCUGCAGCUAACUGAAGAGUCCUUGCUAAAAAUAUGUGCCAUAAAAUGCCUUUAUUUAAUAUCAUGGGAGAAGCUGGACUUCAGUGGUGUCUGUUGCCUGUAUCCCUUAGGGCGUUAUAAACUGGCUUCCAGUUAUUUUGCAGAAUGGAUGAACGUGAACAGUGAAGGUGAUCUAUGGUAAUGUGAAACUACUGAUAGGAAAACUCAUGCUCAUGUGAGGGAGUGUUUGCUGUACAGAACAGAUUUUGUGUUUUUAGAUGCUGAGCUAAAAUUGCAGGUUUUCAGUUGAAAGCUGAGACACCCUUGCUGGAUGUGGUAUAGUAUAUCUGUGACUUGUGUGCCACUGCUUUGCAAUUGGUAUUAUGUUUAAUGUGCCUGUCGUUAUUUAUCUACAGCCACUUCAUGUGGGCAAUAUGGGCAGCAUUUCCUAUCAGUUAUUCCAGAUUACAGCUUUACUUUGCAGUUGAGGACAGAACUUGGCAUGGGUGUGAUGAUGUCUAUUUAUGAAAAGAAGCAGCAUGAAAAUAUUAAGAAUGAUAUUUGUUGAACUUCCAUUUCAUAUUUGUACAGAUCCAUCUGCUUUAAUAGGAUUCCCGUGUUUUACAAUGGAGUGAGUGGAGAGAAAGGCCCAAUUUUGUAGUAUUUAUUUUGAUAUAAAGAUUUGAUGUAGUUUAUUAACACCAUAGUGAUUUUUUAAAAAAGGAACUUAGGUUUAAGCAUAUUUUGUUCUCGCUUUUGUGUUUAAUUUUACAUAUGGACUUCUUUUUUUUUCUUGACUUUUCCAUUCACUAACAAAAUUAUGGUGUUUCAGGUUCUGUGUGCUUUAGACAAAAUACUUUUUUUCCUAAGCAUUUUAAAAUGAAAUCAGAAAUCAGCAGAAUGCAAUACCAAAUAUAUUUUGUAUGUCUGCAUGGAGCUUUUUAAUAAAGCCUUGCUUACAUAGUAGAGCUCUCUGAUACUCUGAUAGUAUCUAGGGUGAACUCCCAGACAGAUGAGAUGGAAUAGUGACCUUUCUUUUGAAAGGAAAUGUUGCCCUGCAGAACUGGGCUUCUGAGCUCUCAUCAGGCUGUAAGUAGAAUCCAUGAACUCUGGAAGACAGCAUUGCUGCCUGCAGGUAAAUAAACUUACAUGAGGUAUGGUGACCAAAGGGAAAUGAGGUAGUCUUCCUUUGCAAACCAGCAUCACCUGGUUCGUGACUAAACCCAAAAGAAAGAGAAGCAAAUGUGCCGUGUCAUGAAGUGACCUUCUUAUCCCAGAAGGUUCUUCUCCAGGCCAGUAGUAAUAUAUUUUGGUUGGACAGAGUGGGAGGAAUUUCAGAGCCUGUGCCAGUGCAAGCCUGGCCUGCUGGGUAAGCAGAGCUUCUGCUUCCAGCGGUAUCUAGCUUGCACUUCCUAUUGCAGCAUUUAUUUAGGCAGAAAUGAGAUGAAAUGAAGGAAGGUGUGUGCUGUUGCUGUUGAUGCAGGCAUAAAUGCUGAGCACAUACACCAACUGGAAAGAAGUCUGCUGUUUAUCCAAGAAGUCAAAAAUGCUCAGAUAUAUUGCAUGCUGGAAAUCUGGUCUGAGGCCCAUUUACACUGAAUGUACAUUCACUGCGUGUACAUUCAUUUUAGCAGAUUAUUAACAGCAUUGCAUAAUGAGAACAUAUGAUAUUCUUAUACUUCUAGUACACUUCUACUCUACAAAAAACAACAUGCUUUUAAAAGAAAGGCUAAGAGUUUAAGGUUUAUUGCUAAUGCAGUUACUCAGAUGCUGUAGAGGAUUCUGGGGCAUGUAGUCUAAAAGGUAUUUUCUACCAUGGAAAAAGUCACAUGAACUUCUCUGUAAAAUCAUUCAAACUCUUACAUGAAUACGCUGAGACUGCCAAGUGAUUCGGGUGCCAGUGAUGUCAUGUGUCCAUUUUGUGGAUGUGGUGAAAGUUGCAGGGGAUAAUGGGCUUGCCAUUGGAAAUAGAAAUUCAGUAUAUCCAGUGUGUCAGUAAGUCACUGUGUAACACAUAGGCUGGCUGUCUCUGUUCAUACUGAGGGAAACUGAAGCUCUUGGGGGACAAAAGCUGCAGUGAACAGCUCAAUGGUGACCUCUGAAGGACCCAUUCCUGGGAAGCCCUAAGGGUUGAUGUCUCUGUCUCCCUUAAGUGAACAGGAAGGUGGGAGGUUGGGGCAAGAGAGUGAUGGCCUCUGAGGUAGUAUACAGCCCCAACUUAUCCAUCCAUGCAUCCUUCUGGGAGGUGUUUUUUGGCAGUGCUUGAAGUAGCUGUGCUGUUUUUUGUUGUUGUGGUGGUGGUGGUGAUGGUUUUUUUUUGUGUGUGUGUGGUAACCUUUGUGGAGGAGACAAAAUUGAUGCAAGACUGGCUGGAGGAGUAGGGCUUGGGUCUGCUUCUCUGUUUUCUGCUCAGUCGCUGCAGAAGCACUCCGUGCCCUUUCCCACACAUUUAAAGACUUUUAGCAAUAAAUUGCUGUAUGCUAAAUCUUGCUGCACUCCCUCUGCUGCUGCCAACUUCAAGCAUUCAAGUAUUAUGAGUCAGACCCCUUGAAAGUCACAAGACUGCUUUAAAAAUCUUGAGAUCUUAAAAAUAAUUUAGUCUGGCCUUUUUAUUUUGGGUUUGCCGUAACAAUAACAGGGCCUGAUUCUCAAGUUUGGAUGUCUCUUGGAGCUGGGACUUCACGAAACCCACCCCAGCAGGGGCAAGGUCAGGAAGAAACUGAACGUUGGUCCUUUCUGCAUAGCAAAUGGAGCUGAGGGCCAGAAGGGUUAAGGCAUUUAUUAGCAAAUGAAUAUGAAACUCUGAGUUAUGCUUGGUGAACUCACAUUUUAGGGAUUUCUGGAUCAUUCUCACCUUUAAAUAUAUGACUACAACAUGUUUGUGUACGUCUGUUCUCCUACCUUAAACCACAGCAAUCUGCUAGCCAGACCUCCCUUGGUCUGAACACUUUUGGGUGUUUUAUCAAGUGAAAAUAGUGUGUUCCUGAGGAGCAGCACGGGGGCUGAAAAUGCAGUGUUUGCUCUGAGCAUUGGUACCUGCUGUGUAGGCUGUAACCUAUUUUCUAGGUCUCCCAGAAACUGUUUAGGCUUCUUUGAGUCAAAUAGUAAAUGCAGAAAUGAAAACACCAUAUCCAACAGCACUAUUUGUAGUUCAGCCAGUCGCAGUAAUGCAUUUUACCAUUUCCUGGGUUCAAGGCACAUGGAGGGUUUACCUUCUCAGACUGACAACCACACACUCUGGAGAUGGAGGAGUGUGGAUGGCUUAAAGUCUGUAAGGCCUCAGGGACAGCGUGCUUGAGAAGGGAUGCCUUCACUGCUGCCUUUUCUGCAGGGCCCAGAGGCUGACUGAGGCCUGGUCAGGGUAAAUGUACCAUGAGCUUCCCAAGUGACCAUCAUGCUAGAGCCACUGAUGCCCAGCAAUAUAUGCCUUAUUUCUGGAGAUGCUUAUGGGGAGUCCAGUCCACGUGGGCUCAUGUUAGGCUUUGUUGUUGUUGUUGUUCCCCUUCCUUGCUAGAAAGCUGAUGAAAAUGAUGAUGCUGUUUUGGUGUGUAGCCCUGGUGUUUUGGGUUGGUCUGCUCGGGAGGAUGACGAGGAAGCUACCUUUGUCUUUUAAAGACCAACAGAAUGGUUCAUCCUUGGCAUGUGCUUUCUCUGUUAGUUCAUGCUGUGGCAGCUCAGAUAUAAAUUGCUACCGGUCCAGAAAUCUCGUGUUUCAUUAGCAUUUUACACUCUUCUCAUUUCAAGAUAGCCUACAUCUCCUGGAUUUCCCGUAUACAGGCCUGCCAUACCCACCCAGAAUUAUCCUCCAGCUGGAUUUUCUUGGCUUUUUGUGUUUACCUGUUAUCUCUGGAGAUUUAUCAUCUUAUUUGAAGUAACAGCACAGACCUGUCUAGGGGCAUGUGUCCUAAAAUGGGAGUGGGACCUACCCCCGAUGUGUCAGAUUUACUGCAUGUGCUCGGGCUGCCAGGACUCUGCAAGACUUUCUAGACACAGGCUGGAACAAAGUACGGCACUGUUAACUGCUCCAGUCUGAUAGCAUUUUGUGUGUGGUUUCUACUACACAGCUGUGAGGGCAGGGGAAGUCAGACUCUACCAGCUAUUUGGGUGACCUCUGGAACUGCUUUGUGGUGGAGCCGAGGCUUCAUCCCAGUCCUUGGCGGCAGAGGGAGACCUGCAUAUGGGCCCACACUGGCUGAAGUCACUUGGAAGCUUUCCAUUUAUUUCGCCGGGCUCUGGGCUAGGCCAUACCUGAGUUAUUCCAGCCAGAUGAUUUAUGAGGCAAUCUCAGCGGCAGCCUUGGAGGAGCUGGAUGAACACUUUGCCUCCCAGUCACAGGGUACAUACCGUGCUGCACAGGCAGGGCUGUCACAGAAAUGGUUUGUGCUUACUGAUGAAAAAAAAUCCCAUCUGUAGCUGAAGCGCAAAGGGCUGGCUUAUUUCAGCAAACGCCACCUGCUUUUUGUACCUCUUCCUGGGCAAUAAAAAGAUGUUCCAUGGCCAUUGGGUUUUGUCAUUUUGAUGUUGUAGCUGACACUGGAAGAAUUCAGCCUGGAGUUGGCUAGAGUGUGUGUGUGUGAAUCUGCAGUGAAGUACUGAGGUGAAACACUUCUUUAAGUGGGAGAAGACCUACUCCCGUGGGGCUUUCUUUAACCAUGAUGUUGAGGGCUAUGUAGGAUCUCCUGACAGGAGUUGUAGCAAUCUUAACUAAAGGACUCAUCUCCUUGCAGAUCAGUAAAGUAUUAAUAAGCAUAUGCUAAAAGAGAGAAAUUCAACUGUCAUCUGCAUUUGUGCUGUAUGAAAACUUAAUGAGAAGUGCGUUGCUUAUCUUCUGGACAAGUAAGACAGAAGAUAUUUGUUGCCUCAGUAUCUUAAUACGUUUGUAGUACAAGGAAAGUUCAUCCUUGUGAGGCACAAAAUAGGCAGUUUCUGUGCCUCUUCUGUCUAAGACAGCUUAGGUGAGGUUAAGCAAGUAUUAAUACUAGAUCAACACUGAAUGACCACAAGCAGCUUUUGAAACUGCUUCUUAUUGUUGAAAGAGUUAUCUCUGGGAUAGGGUAUAUACUGAGGACAAUUGUUAAACAUUGUUGGAAGUUUAAAAAUGAGCAUGAAUGGAUACUUUUAAAUUAUCUCCUACUUUCUGGAACAUGAGGGAUUGUCUAAGCCUGGUUGCACUUUCACUGAUGGUUUUCAGAGAUUGUGCUUUGAUUCAGACUUUUGUAACUGAAUGAAGAGAAUGAUCUCAACAAGAGUUUUCAAGGAGUGCAUGCUUAAACAUAUGAGAGGCUGACUUAAUAAUACUUAACAAAGAAUUUCCCAAUGUUCACCAUUUAUUUCAGAACAGUACUUCCAAAAACGUCUUCCAGAGGACUGUGCUUUGUUUAGUUUAGCCUUCUUUUGGUGCUAAAACACAAGCUACAGUGACUUUAUCUCUUCACGUUCUCUUUAUAUAUCCUGAAGUUUCAAGUUCAAGGGUUUCUGCUUGUCUUUCCAUAAAAUACCUUCUGCAAGAGCUGAGACAUGACAUAUUCUGCCCAGAAGUUAAAUAUUUUAAAAAAUGAAUAAAUAAGAUUAGAAGUGCAUGAGGAUUGAGUACAAAUUGAGACAAAAUAGUCCAGCUGUUAAUCUGUCUUCCCAGCUACCUUGCAUUUCAGGACUGACAGAAAAUAUUUGGAUUGUCAAGGUGAAUUUGGCCCUGCUCAUUAUGCUGAUCACUGUUUCUGGAAUUCUUGGAGCUCAUUCUUAACACAGGCAAAAAAACAUAAUUGAUUCAGUGCCUCCGUAAAGCCUGCCCUACUGUUGUCACUCUGAAGUGAGAGUGUAUAUUAGACACAUCUUCGCUAUGGUAGCAUUUCAGAUGCCCUGGAGAUAAUAACCAAACAUACACAAACCUGAGCAGAGCCCUACCAAUUAAUUUUACAGUGACUGUGCAUUUUGCAGGCUGUAUUUUCUUUAAAUGUCCUAAUGGAGAAGCGUUCUAUAAAAGAAGCCUUGUUCUUCCAAAUAGCUAGACAUGAGGAAUAUAGACUUUACUGAGCUAACCUCCCACAGUUCCUAAGCAGACAACAAAAUGGGCUCCUUAAUAUUUCAGAUAUUAAUCCCACAUGUAUGUUAAGAUUAUUCUAUAAUCUCUGUACUACAUCUACCACAGCAGCUAGGUUUUUAGGAGGAGAGCAUCCAGACAGCUGGCAAAAUGCCAUGUCUUUCACCUCUUUCGGCAAAAUGGCAAGUUUGCUUUAGAAGCACCAAAGAGUGUUAGAAAUUCUUGGGUGAAAAUCCCCCCUUCCUAUCCUAUAGCUUGCUAGCCCAACUACUCCCAAAAGCAGUCUAUCCUUCUGUUUUCUACUGUAUUUUUACUAGCUUAGCUAGUCUAAAGCCUUUGAUGAACUGGAUCUUAUUUAAAUGCCUACUAAAUGUGGGCAUUGAGCCAUGGUUUUUGGUGCUUGUUAUUGACUAUUUUAGUAUGCAUAUUUAAAAGGGUACCAGGAGUCAUAGGACAGUAUGGUAUUUCUUCAUGGUUUUAAGAAUUACUGAGGCAUAGGCACUGCACAAAGGAAAACAUGAGGCUGAAGGAAUGUAGCUGGCAUUGUACAUAUACGUCAAUGGCUGUCCUGUCAUAUUUAUGUGAAAAAUAACAUCUCUUUAGUAUCUUAUGUGCGAAUCGGCAGUAUGUAGUCAAUUAAGCUAAGAUAGACUGUAGUGUUCUUGCAGCUCUGUGCAUCUGCCAUUGUUUCCUCAGACACUGUAAAUCAUAACCAGCAUCAGAAUUUUCUCAUACAAAUGACUUCAGAAAUUCAAAAUGCAAAAAAGCCACGUUAACUCAACAUUGGCCUGAGGUUUGUGAAGGCUCGGAGACUUUGAACUUCCUGUAGCAGCCACAGAUGAGCUGUGUGCUGCCUUUGACUACAAGUACCUCUUUCCCUUGUAGGCAGGCUGGCACCCUAGUGCCCCUGGCAGCAUUUCCUGUCCUUUGGCAAGGAAUCAUAGAAUCACAUGAGUGUAUCAGAAUGCAUCAGCCCUUCAUGGAGGUCACUUUCUACAACAGCUCGGUUAACUUAGUAUGGCAGGGACCGUGGCUACUGUCCUAAAAUAAAUAAAUAAAUAAAUAAAAUAAAAAGCCAUAAUAAAGGACACUCAAGUUAUUCGUUCCUGGGUCUACUUUCUGUCAGACUCUUUCUCAGACAGGGAAAUCCCCCAUCUUCAUUGAUCUAGACACUCAGUAGCAAUUGGCAAACGACCCUUCAAGAGCCAAUGCUAAUGUUUGUUAGAUCCUUAGGCUUGUUCCUGCUCAUCAAUAAAAAAAAUUGAUCUGUAUUUUUGUUCUAGACAGUAAGUGUAUGUUCAGGCUCUCAGCUGUGCGGUCACUUCCCGCAUGCCCAACAUCCGCAACUAGCAAAGAGGAAGGGUCGAUUUAGUUCAUUGCCAGGCCAAAGGACUGUGUAUAUCUUAUUGCACAAAUAUAUAUGCUUAUAAGCAAGUUGGCCAAAAUGCCCUGUGCAUGUGGUGACACAACAUUGCAUCUGGAAGAGGUUUUGAGUAUAGGCUGCUGUGGAUGGAGAGUGAUGUUUAAUUUGCUCUAAGCAGAAGAGAAUAACUGAAAACUAGUCUCUAAACCUUCAAUUUUCCAGACUUUGUGUACAAAUGAUCUCUUAGCUGUUACAUCGCAAUGUCUUCUUUUUAGUGAAUAAGAACAUUGUUAAACUUGUUGCUUUAUUGUGUCACUGUUCUUCAGGGCAUUCUGGGCUCAGAAAAGGAAAAAUUUUAAGACACAAAAGAAACUGCAGCUAUUACCCAACCAUGAUACUCUUUCAAGAGUGACAUGAGUAUGAGUUUAGCUGGUGGGUUUCUAGGAGCAUCUGCUUCUCAGUGUGAGUUAAGAUUUUAUUAACAUCUUUAUGAACUGAUAUCUGAAAUUAAACUGGAAAAUCAGAUUUCCAUUUAAAAAGCUGAAGCCAAUUUGUUUGCAGGGAUAAUAGAAGUCAAAUGCUUCAUGUGAAUAAGCAUCGUAUAUAUGCACUAUCAAAUUGCUGGUAGCCUGGGCAAAGUUACCUUUUUACCGUUCACUGCAAAGAACUAUAUGGGGAAAAAUGUGAUGUGUAAAUUAUACUCCAAACUGAUUUCAGCUUGCAGAAGCAUCAUAUUUGGUCAAUUAGAUCCUGCAUUUUGGCUUUGUGCCUUUAAAGAAAUUUUUCAUUACUGAAGAUAAAUGCUUAUAAGCAGCUUUAUUUCUCUCAUGAUAACCUACUUAUUAGUUCGCAUUAAACAAAGAAAAUCCUCUGUGCCAGCAGACUGUCUUUGUGUGACUGAGCUCUUUCAUGAGACAUCAGGUGUAUGUGCUUCUUGGGCAACUUAAUUUAUCAGCACACAGCUGCGGAAAUACUCCUGCCAGAAAUAAGGUCAGUGGGCAACUGCCUCAUAGAAAAUAUGUCUGGUGACUGCACAGUCUCCGUGGAUACUGGCACACUGAGUGACCAGGGGCUGGUAACAGAAGUGGUACAGCUACACAUGAGAAAGAACAGUAGCUUUGUCAGCCUUGCGGUGGGGUCCUUCUCUUCCUGGGAAUCCGUGAGGGUGAUGAGAAGUGGAGAAGUAAGCAGGAUGUUUUUCUAUUCGUUUAUUGGAAAGUAUAAACCAUUGGGCUGUGUACUUGGCAGUUAAAGGUCAGUCUCAUUGAGGAUGACAUUAAGAAAAUAUAAAUAGAUGCUGUUUUUCUCUCCUUUAUGUCAAAACCUGUUGGUGAGACUAAAACGUGCAUAUUAAUAGUCUUUGUAGAAUGGGACUUUGUUGGAUAGUCCAUUGAAAAAUGGCCAGCAAAGUCUGACAUAGAAAAUCAAGGGAAGACUGUAACUCAACAGCUCGUUGUGACUGUUGUGACUUUUUGUUUAAAAAUGAACAAACAGACAAAAAAUAACAUUUUUUUUUAACCUGACAUUUGCUGAAUACAUACUUCAAUUUCCUUUAAGAUAAGCUUGUGACCCAUUUUCAAUUGAGACAAAAUCUAAAAGCCAGCAUGAACUGCUCUAGCAAGAGAUUAUGUUCUAGGUAACAAUGCUCUUCUUGUGCUGAGGCUGUAAGAGUGUUGCUGGAAACUGGUACUGAAAAGCAGGGAGUCUUCAGUGAUUUUAAAUGAAUUCUCUGUACUAACGCUUUCCUCUUCCGCCAGUAUGAGACAGCAGCUUGCCUACUGGUGUUUAAACUGAUUGACUCAAACAAGUAAUCCUUCUGUGAGCACUCUUUGUAUGAUAUAAACCUGAUGCAUAUCAUGGUAAAUUUUUAAGUCAAUUAAGUGCACACAGUGGAGAGUAACCACAUGAAUGUGGCUCAAGUUACUGCUUGUCAUCCAAGUCUCUUGCAAGGGAGGUAUCUCAUUGUGAAACUGUGUGGAAGAGUGAGCUCUUUUAUGUUUAGACUGAGAGGUUUGCACAGAUUUAAUUCACUUGAGGUAAACUGCUGCAACUUCUAUGUAUAGACAAGGCCUUCGUGACUGUGGAGAGGCAUGUUGGUAUUGGAGUCCUCAAUGAAGAACUUGUGUUGAUCUUCAGGGUUAAAAUUUUCCAUGCAAAUCUGUCUCCUCUCAUAGUUGCUUUUGUCUGCUGGUAACGUGAAGCUGCAGAGAAGUGGGAGGUAUGUGUCAUGGAUGUGGAGGCUCAGAUAACUGACCUACUUCAACCCCUUUCAGGAGAAGGCUGGUAUGAGAUGGAUGAAUGAGGUUUUAUGCAUAUCCACCAAUUGCUGCUGACCUCAUGUCAAGAAAGGCAUGUCCAAGACUUGCUGUAAGUCACUGUGAAGUCAGCAAAUGGCUACAGCUAUUCCUGGUCCUGCAGCAGGCUUCUUGCAGUAGCUUGGACUGUUGUUUCUAGCCGUUUCAGAGGGGUAUCCUGCAAAGAUGGUGAGAGAAACUAUAAAGAAAAAUCAUAAUUUUGCUUUUAAAGUGAGAAAAGCAGUGCAGGAGUAUCUAAGAACACAGGCACCCACUUGUUCAGUAAUCAUAGUGCCUCUUACCACUAAAGGAUUUCCUUUGCAUAAUAGCUUAAUUCUUAGAAAUGUCAUUUUAAUACAUUUACUUAUUUUUAAUGGAAGGAGGGGUGCUUUUGUAAAGCAAAACCUUGACUUCAGUGAUCAGACAGUGCUUCACAGGAGCAAACUGUUUUCAUUUAUAACAUUGCCCUCUAGUAAUAAAGGCAAAAUCACAUGCUCUGUGUACCAAUCCUGGAUAUUUCUGAAAAGCACUAUUAAAACACGGUAGUGAGAAAAGAUACAGGGUUGGAAGUUAUGUGUAGAGCAGAACUGCUUCCUGAUAUAGAAAGCUUCCUGAUAUAUAAAAUAAGCCUUUUUCCACUUGCGUUCUCUGAACAGAGGAAAAGAAGGAGGUGCUAUAAACAACUUUCAGUGAAGUGGAAUUUUGGUGAAAUAAAAACAAACCUCAUAAACUUUUUUUUUCCAGCAGCCUUCAUGCAAAUUCAAAAAGUUUUCAGCAAAAAACAGCUAUCAGAUAUUCACAACAAGGCUUACAGUUGUGAGGUUGACCACCAAGUAAGACUGCCUCUACUUCUCCUACUGCUUAUCAUCUUGUGAGAGGACCAGAGUACAGUGAAGACUUAAGAGGGCAGCCCUUCUGGCCAUUUGUAUGCAGGUGUUACUAUGCCACAUCGUGAGAUGGUUAUUCCAUUGCAUUUGUAUGCCACAUCAUGCAAUCCCUUGAGAUGAAAUUGUCAACUCCCAGCCUAGUUUUCUCCCUUUCCUCCUCGAAGAAAACUUUUCUGACAAAAAAUUGAAAGGAAAAAAGUUGUGUGUGCUUUCACAGAUAAAAUGGCUGAACAGAUAUUUUCACAAGAGCAUGGAGUCCUCAGGAAUAGCAUUGCUGCAGUUUGUUUGGAAUAGGUUUCUUUUUACUAACCUGCACCUGCUAAACUGAACAGUUCUUGCUGCUUUACAAGUUCAUUGUCAGCCCAUACAAAAUGACAAGCUUUUUUAGGCGCUGUUGCUCAGAACAUUCCCAAGAUUCUCCAGCUGGCUAUUAGUGCUCUGUCUUAAUAAGGCAGCACAAUAGCCACGAAAGACAAGGAGAUGACUUUUCUAAACAUUGGCUACACAUGGAUUCCUUUUAUGGUCCAGCUUGUGCAGUGGGGUAUUCCGCUGAAGGUCAGCAACAUGGAUAACAAAGUGCUUCCCACUGCAGCUUGCCUUUUGAGCGCAGGCAUCACGGUUCCACAUGUACGGCCUGCUCUGAGAGGGAGAGAAAGACAUAGUUGGUAGGGAAAUGUAGAAAAAGGGCAAAAAGGCUGUGGAGUGCUGUGUAUUUUGUAUGGAUGCUAUUGCUGUGUUCACCAUGGCUGCAGGAUGAAGUUGUCAAUGCCAUGUGCAGAAGAAACGUGCAUGUGCUGGGCUGGUAUUUUGUACCAAAAAAAAAAAAAAAAAAAAAAAAAGAAAGCCCCCCUGAAAAAUUUCUCUGUAAGGUUUCAGAGUUCAGGUCAUCCCUCAAAAACACCAAGGGCAAAUUUUUAUGUCAUGCCCAUGAAUAUGGCUUUUCAUUCUUGCAACAAUAUGGGAUAGCAUGCUAAUGACCUUUUCAAACCAGUGAGUUAUGAUGGCUGGAGGGGUUGUCUGUGCUGCUGCAAUGCCACAAGAUGAAUUAAUUUAAGCAAAAGGGUUUUUUAUUUUUUUUUAUUUCCCCUCCCACCUCUUUCAUUCCAUACAAGCUAGUGAGUCUUUUCCCUCCUUAGCAUGUAAUCGACUGACACUGGAAAGUUGAAUAAGAUCCUUCAGGGCUAUUGUCUUAUUACUUACAAAAAUAUUUCAGGGAAUGAGUGAGUCAUUUCAAUAUUUCUGAAGAGAAAGGAUAUAUUGGCUAUUAAUUUAAUAUGAGAAAUCCCCUACUAAGUAAUGAAAAUCUAUCUCAUCUUGUUUUGUCAGGCCUGAAUGUAUGUACAGGAUAUCCAUAAAUUGAAUGAAGAAAAUAUAUCUUUAAGGCAAAACAGAAAUGUUUAGGCAUAUUCAAUAGGUCUGUAAUCUAAUUUUUCUUCUACUGAUUAUUGUCAGGUGGGUUAAUACAAUACCUAAUAAACCAUGUCAGUGAAAGACUUUGUGUCACCAGCUCUGACACUGAGAAAGGAGAAGCACUUGAAGGUGUUUUGGUGACUCACCUCUUAGAAGUCAAACUUUUUUCGUCUGUCUUGCUGUUGCUUCACUGUCCACAACCUGAUUUCACCUAUCAUGCACAUAUUAUAUUUACAAUGAAAUCCUGAUGCAGUGACUUUGAUAUCAUCAUAGGUCUUGCAUGUUUGUGGUUAUGCUGGCUUUGAAGGAAAUGUGACUUCUCAGUUUGUUGGCUGUAUGGUUUUACUGGAUAUAAUAUCUCACUUUGAGAACAUAAUGGCAUAAAUGUGCACAAGUGGAGCAAAGAUCACAAGACAUGCAGUUUGGUUAAUGAGAGCUCCUAAACUCUUGUCAAUGUCUGCUGAUAACAGAAGAAAUCUGAAAUAGAAAUGAUUACUAAAUAAUACUUUUUAAGGCAGAAAAGAGCUAUGUUGGCCCUCAGUUAAACUCAGAGGGUGAAUUUAGUAGGCUGCGUCAUUCCUUCAUAGCUGUUCCAUAUUAUGCUGCAUUCACUAUUUUAAAACUUGCUCUCACAUGUUUCAGUCUGAAUCCUGUUUUCAGUGGUUGUGAGUUUAGCAAUUACUCUGAAUUUAAGGAAUUGGUAUAACGGAGAACAGAGAUCAUUUGUCCUGUUGUCAUUGUACUGCUAGAAGAGAAAAUAUUGGUAAGAUGUCUUGGUGACUAGGAAUGACUUUUCCGUCACCAACCUGUCUUCCUUUAUUUAUUGGUUGUUCUUUCCUCUUGGGGAAGAACUUGGGCUGUACCCUGUCAUCAGUUUUUAAGCCAAAUUCUUUAUGGAAGUCAAUAGGGAGUCCUGCGCAAAGGGAAAUGACAUAAUGUUGCCCUUUAGUCCUACCUACCGAGAAGCAGACUUGGGAAAAAUACACAUUUUCCUAAUUACUGAGCACUGAAUUUACAGCAUAUGUUCAUUUUCUAUCGACAUCCGGCAGCUACCCAACAUAUUGUAAAUUGGGCCAUUUGUAUUCAAGACAAUUGUUUUUAAUAAAAAUAUUCUGAAUGUUGUCUUUAUUUGGAUUACAUAUGGUAAAUAUUGAGGUCUUCACUGUUCUGAGGUGAAGAAUGAGCCAUUUUUAUGAGAGACAUUGACUGUUAGCUAAAAUGUCUCCUUGUCCUACUGGAGUACAUGAUGAGUUAGUAGGCUGCCACAUUUUACUCAAGCAAUAAAUGCAUUUUGCUGGAGAUAUGUCUCUGUAGUUUGCAGCGCACUUUCCAUAUGAAAGUGUGAACGUAAGCUGAUAUCAUCUGAAUUGUCAACUUUUACAGGAGAAAUGCUUCAGCUUCUGUGCCUAAUGGCCUACUUUUACAGUGACAUUAAGUCGCUCCUCUGUAGGGCAGGAUGAAUAGAGUUGCAGAAGGGUUUUGAAAUUGGGACUUUUAAAAUAAGACAAUCCAUUUGCUUGCUAAAAUUCAGACUCUUUAAGUGCUUAAGUAGAUGAAGGAAGACUGUAAGCAUAAGGGAUAAAGAUAAAACGCAGCUAGAGGGGAAUGCUUCAAAGAUAGCUUGAGGAGACUCCUUAAUUUGGGAACAGUAAAACCACUAUAACGAUUUUUACCCCUUCUCUUUAGCACUGGAUUGUGUUUGUUAUGGCAUAAGCUGUUUUCAUAUACUUCAUAACCUUACCAGCUGAGAUCUAGGCAAUCUUUUUUUUCAUCACCCAGGUAACAUGGCAGUGCAAUUCACUUAGCUUUGCUGAUAGCGAACUAAGAGCAAUUCACUGACACAGCCAAAAACCUAGUAAAUGGGAUGGAUGAAACCUUUAUUCUUGCCUAUUUAUCUAUUAGAUUUUUCUCCAACCUACAGCUGCAGAAUUUUGAGAAUUUGGAGAAUCACCCAAGCCAGAAUUUUCAGCAUCAGCAUUUCGGUAUUGGUCAUUAUUAGAAGUAGUCAUGAAAUAUCAUCUUUCACAGUAGGCCGCAAUAAUCCACCUCUGUAAGUUUUAUGGUCUUUAGAUUGCAGGACGGCCUGCAUCUGUUGAUUACAUUUAAGUAAAACUUCAUGCUCAUUUUGUAGCAUGGAAAGUUAGAUGCAGACCCUUUGUUUAUCUCUGCCGCUCACAACCAUGUUGACUUCUGGAUGGUGAUAUGGAAAUGUUACGGUGAAUGUGGUGAUAAUUUCCUGGACUGAAAGUCUGAUAAUGCUAGACUUGUUAGAUGUUGGGUGCCAGGCACUGAGAUGGCAUGAGCUGUUUUGCACAGCGUGUAGUCUGUUUGUGGGACUGGCCUGCUCUUAGUCUGCUGAAUACUUACAGAGGCUGGGGAUGAGCAACAGCACCUCCUUGUAGCCCUUUUCCUCUGGAUUUUAUGAGUUUUCACGUGAUAUGGCUUUUGUUUAAGGCAGUCGGAAGUGUCUUUCAAGUGCCUCCAAGCUUUAGAGGCACAUCUUGAAAGGCCAGUUGAUAGAGUACUUUAAUGCAUUACUGAUUUGUCUGUGUGAGAGAACGAUGUGGAAGACAUCUGGAGACUUGUUCUGGCCAAGACUAACAAACACGAUGCUGAUUUUUUUGGGAAAGUAAUCAGAAUAUAGGGCAGAAAUCAUACCAGACCCUUUGACUGAAAAUACUUUUGUGCCAUUUGUGAACUGGAUUCACCAUCUGGGUUAGCAGCUAUGGUCAUAUCAGAUUAUUAUUUUUUCCCUGUUUUUGUCUCACUCUUUUCUUUUUUUUUUUUUUUCUUAAACCAGAACCAUGUCCCCGUUUCUUGUAAAUGUGCCUUUGUCAUCACGGGUUUAAGCUGUCAUAAUACAUUUUUCCUCGAGCUCCAUCUUUAAUCACUUAGUGGCAGACCUGGGAAUAGAAGCCAUGCCUUUGCCACAGGACCAUCAGCUCAGUAAGGCAGAGAACAGCUGUGAGCUUUCCUACAGAGCAGCCUGGUCUGCACUUUGCAUGUAAGCUGUGUUUCCAGCAUCUCAUAAAGUAGGACAAAUACAGCUUCACCUUUUAAUAUACAGAAGUGUGUCUCAGAAGACACAGAACUGCUUGCAGCCUUUAUGCAGAGAAAGGGAACGUGGCAGUUGAGCUUGUAUAUUUAGUGAACAUUGUGAACAAAUAAUAAAUUAAGACUUACUUAUAGGAAAAAAAAUAAGUCACUUAUGUAACUCAACUCCCUUUGCUAGACUUCCUCCUCCCUAGCCACGCUCCCCAUUAUUUAUCAAUUAAAUAUGCUAGGAGUAUUGAGCUGCUGACCACAGAAUUGGGGAGGGGGUGGAAUAAUGGUUAUUAUACUGUUCUAAAAGCCAUAAUACCGAAUACCAGAAAGAAUGAGAGUCAGAUGUAGAUGAUGCUGUUGAGUUGCCACUGGUAGAACAGAAUGUACUGUACUAUCCAGCAAUGGUUGCUGCUUUGUCUAAAACCAUAUACUAUGAGUGAACUGUCAUGUCAGUCUGUAGCAUUUGUGUGGUUUAUAGGCUUCUCAUUACGUUGCUAAACUGUGUGCAAUAGAUUAAAGUGCCAUUAAAAUUCCAUGUCUCAAAACAUUUUAUUCUGCUGUGCUAACUUCCCUCUGCUUCCAUGGAAAGUUACGUGUAUGUGAAGACUCUUAGCAUUCAGGAAAAGGUUUCUGUUUGUUAUUCCUUCUAUGGAUAAAAUUCUCAUUGAUUUCAUCUUAAAAAAUAAAAAAAAAAAAAGAAGAAGAAGAAAGAAAGGAUGGAAGUGCAUUGUUUUUUAAUCAAGCCAUGUAAUAGUAGGAGAUUUUGGUGUCUGGGAGAUAGAAAAGAGUACUGAAAACUGGAAAAGCUAUCUCAAACCCUUUUUUGCAAAUGAAAAUGGGGGAGGAGGGAUAGUUGUCCAUUUCCUGCAAGGUAACAAUGAACAACUCCAGUUUUCUUCAGGUGGAGAAAACUCUCUGAAGUGGUAAAUUGUUCCAUUAAGAAAUAUGGGUAGAACAUGUCCUGAAAGAGAGCAAAAUGCUCUGUUCCUGGAGGAGAGGAUAGGGAUGAUGUUAUCACUGUGAAAUAUGUGCUGCUGCAACAUGAAUCACUUCAGUGCUUGGGUUCUCUCUGUGUUAAUCAAAUCAUCCUUAGCAACCCCUCUUUUUUUUGCUAUUCUUAACUUUAGGUCAGUGGUGUUUCAUUACUAACUAUCUGGAGUCACAAAUUAGAAACCAGCACCAGAAAUUUGAACUGAAUCUGAACUUAAAAUUAGUUUAAGCUGUUAUUCUUUUCUCGAAAUGAAACUCAGUCCAAAUCAUUAAUUUAAAAUGUCUCUUUUUAAUUCAAAUCUUAACUUGAAUUGAAGGAACCAGACCCAAGCCAAACCGAAGCUGAGCUUAAAAAUAUACAUUACUUGAACUUCAUGAUCAGUACUAUACCCCAAAUUCCUUUAUGCAUAGACAGUGAAGAGAAGGCCUCUUGUCUGAAAUUCUUGGAGAGGGAGUAUGGCUGAUGGAGAAGCGCUGAACAUUCAGUAAGAGUGAGGCAAUUACAAGUAACAGUUCAGUUAAUUAGCUAUGGAGUCAUUAGCAUAUGUGAUCCAGGCACAUUAAAAGAUGGAUUUCAUAGGGAGAUCUAAGGAGGGAGAAAAUAAGAUGUCUGACGCCUACCCUUGCACCCCAAGAUACAACUGCCAGCCUAAGACUGGAGGUAGAAAUCAAAGAUGUAAUUCCUAGCAGAGUGUACAGUGGGCUGUUGGUCACCCUGUUAGAUACGUACACUUUACCAUGUAUAGUUGGUGAGGACACUGGCCUUUUCCUCCAUUCAUAUCACAGGUCUACUCUGCCCUAGAAAGAGCUUGGCAGUACCUACUCUCUGAUACCAUGAAGUAUCUCUGCAAAAUCUUCCAUGGAUUUCAACAGUAUAUUUCCAAAUUAAUCGCCUUCUAAAAAGUGUUUAGACUAGUUCAAAUCUGAAGGCAAACAAGACAGUAGAGAUGUAUAUUGGUGACUACUGGAAGUGAUUAGUCCUUCUUUCCUUCAAGUGCUGCAUGUCAGCCCUAUCUGCUUUCCUCCUCUCUGUUCCCAUUCUAUUCUGAAUGUUAGAUGCCUCAAAACUGAGGUUGAAGCUCUCCACGUGUGCCAGCAGUUGCUUACUUACUGCACAGAUAUCUUCCACUUUCUGAAGAUGUAUGGUGCUUUGUGUUCCAUCUUCUUUUAAAUUUAAACAGGUUCCCCACAUUUCCCAGUCAUUCCAAAAGGCCAGAACUAGUGGGAAAAAAAAAAAACCAAAAACAAAACCCAAAAUCAAAAUGUCAAAGAACAGGAAACUGAAUCAAUUUUUAAAGAUUUUCCUGUCUGAUGGGUUCCCAGCAAACCCUGCCCAUGUCACUCUGCUCUGGGUGGUUUCCCAGCAGUAUGGGAUUAUAUUCAUGGCGCAUGGCUUGACAGAGGGUCCCAGCAUGGUCUCCUCCCGGCUCGUCCCAGGCACUCUCUGCACAGAGGUGCCGAAUAACUUGCCUGCUCUUUAUUUCAGCUCAGCUUUGCAGGAACUCCGACACUGGCCAUUGUGACAAUGGGUCUUUGGCUUGUGAUAAAUACCUUCCCCCCCCCUUUAGUAUUUAAUGGUCAGUUGUCAGCAUCCAGGAAAACUGUGUUUAGACGGCAUUGGAAACAGGUACCAAUAUGGUUAGCUGAUGCAAGAGUGGUUUAUUUUCCAUUUUAAUAGUUCUUUAAACAGGUCAUGCAUUGGUAUACAGCUCCUUUGUUGGAAUAAAAAUCUUUGUCAUAGGCUGCAAGACAGCUAAAAAUAGCUGUGGUGAGUAUUUAUGCUGAGGAUAAUCUCAAGAGAAGGUAUUUUUAACUUUGCAUGCUGUUUAGAAUAGGAAAUUCUUUUAAUGCCCACAUUUUCCAUUCCUAUUGCCAUUAGCUUUUCCCCACCCCUCUUAUGAUGUGGGCCUUGCACUUUCUUUCUCCCUUUCAUUUCUUUUAAAGUUCAAGGUUAGAGCCAAUCUGCUCCAGAGGCAGACUUGAGUUUAUUAUUAUUUAAAGAAAAUGCUAACUUUGGCCUUUUGCGACUGUAUGGGAAUUCAGUUCAUUUCAUGGGGCUAUCAGAAUGUAAACAAGAUAUCUCACUAAGCUGUCACUGCAAAUUGGGUAAUGAAUGAACACUUUAUUUCUCUAGCACAUGGAACUAAUGCGCUUGUUAGAAUAACAGUGGCCAAUCUAUUUUAUACUCCCAUGGAAAGUAUUCCACUUUUUUUUGGCAAGUUUGUGUGAGCCGCUACUUGUACCAAUACUCAAGCUAAUGCUGAGGGAGAGAGAAAAAAAUAGUAGUGUCAGGCUGAACUGUACUUAUAACUUUAAAAUAUGGCUCCCAGCAAAGCCCAGUCCUACAUGACUCAAUAAAUAACUGUGACCUACCUAAUAGUCAAAUGUUGUGUUGAGAGAAAGUGCUGUGUAGACUGUGGGCCAAAUUCAAUGCAGGUAUAGGUUGACACACUUAAUGUGUAGCCUUUGAGAGGAGCUCAUAGCUGACCUGUGAGCAGUUGUACAGCCAAGUUAGACAAUUUUUUUUUCCUUAAAAAGAAAAUAUAGAUAUUGUUUUUAAUCUUAAAAGAGACUAGAGCCGCACAGUUAAUGGAACUCAGGUAGCUUUGCAAGUGAAGCCUAAGGUGAUCAGUAUGAAUUUUCAGCUAAUUACACAUUUCAUGCCUGUAAGUCAGAUGAGACGUGUCCUGUCCAGACAGGCAGAUUUUUAAAGGUAUUUCAAUAAACAGAGAAAGGGAGAGGCACCUUGUGACAUUCUCUGAAACCUCUGUCGAUCUCUACAGGGGCUUUGCAGAAGCAGAUCUGCACACACUCCUGACAGUGUCACACAUGCUCCCUUCUACUGCUGUCAGCUGCAGAGCAUCCUUUUGGCCUCUAGUGAUUUUGAAGGUGAAAAAUACAUGUUUCAAGGCUCUCCUCCACUGUGAUGAGGUGAUGAGGAUAGGUAGGAUCUGUGGCCUAUGAGCCACCUACCCUGUUUGACAAACAGCGCUGUUGACUUUGUGGAAACUGUGUUGACAGCUCAUCUUACUGUCAGGUUUGGAUACUAUGUAUUUGUUGCAUCAAUAUGUAGGUAGAUGUGUGCACAUGACUUGCAGUUCUGGAACUCUGACAUCCCUGACAAAAGGGAUGGCAGCCGCACAGCCUGCCUGCAGUGCUGACAAUGAGAGAGAGAAGAAUCUUGGAGGAUGGAAGAGCUUUUUUAGUGCAGACUGCACCUUGGCUUGAAAGGCUUGCCAAGUGAGCAGUGUGACGUUCACAAAGAUCAGGGUCUAAUUUCCCAUGUGUAAAGCUGUUUCCCAGAAGAUAAGAGGUUAUUAAAUACUACUGCUAAAUAGAAAAUGUAACCUUCAAAACAGUUGUAAACAUUAGGGAAACAUGCUGUCUACUUCCUGGCUGGAGAGAAGUUGGGUGCUCAGAUAGGCCUCGCUGGAGAAACUGUGGUAAACAUCAAGUUGCCAGGCCAAAGGACUGAGGUCUCCUGCCCCGAGGCAGCUGAUGACCUAAUACAGGCAGGUUUCUGUAGUCCUGGGAGGUCUUUGCUGAAAGCCAUCAACAAUCCACGUGGGGAGGAGCCUAGGGAGUAGAACUGAUGAGCAUGCUGUAAACUCAGCUACCCUGGGGGGCUCUUGCCCUGGGUGAACAAAACCUGUGGGGAGCAGCAAUCAGUGGGAUGCAGGACUCAGCUAGGAUCAGCACUGGCCAUCAUAUUCCAGCAGCGAGGCCAGAAACUGUCAGAAUCAGCAAGGAGAAAGCUGGUGGAUUGCAGCCACGCUGAGUACUCUCAAGAAAAAGGCACAGGGAGCGUGAUGAAAUUUUUCUGCAUGUGCCAUAGUCUUGACAUAGAGGCAGCUUUGCUGAAUUAGCUCUUAUGGGUGCCAGGUGUAAUGUGUCCACUAAAAUCUGGCUGGAGACCACCAAGUUCCUCACAUUCUCACUUUAUGGGAUUUAGUCAAAUUAUUUCUUUUGCAGUUACCUUGCCUUUCUUAUCUGAUGAAACUGUGGCUACAUUAAAUUUUAGAAUUUUGCUCCUUUCUCUGUUGUCUAGAAUGUGACAAGAUCAAAUUUCCCCCUUACUACCCAUUAGUAGCUUAAUUUUUUUUUUUUUACAUGAAGUUUUUUCAACAAUAAAAUCCCUCCAAGGCUGCAGUUACAUAAUAUUCAAGGUCACAGUAAUCAUAACAGAAUCCAUCUCACUUAGUAGUAGUGCACUCAUGGAAAUGAAAAUGCCCCAGCAGGGCUUUUUUUUUUUUUGCAGGAUUUUGCUGCUGCACACAUAAUUUGUAAGACUCGAUCCAUGAAUGACGAGGCUAUUUUUAGGCCCACUGCAUUUAGCUGUUUGUAUCUUCAAUUUUUUUUUUUCCUUGCAAGAUGGAAGCAAAAGGCAUGCAGUUUUAAGACUGUCCUACCAGAGAAAUGAUGAUGAUGAGGAAGAAGCUGCCAGAGAACGUCGUCGACGAGCUCGACAGGAAAGGCUGCGGCAAAAGGAAGAAGGAGAUGUAUCAGGGGAAGUAACAGAGAAAUCAGAAGUUAAUGCCCAGAACAGUGUGGCAGAAGAAGAAACAAAACGUAGUACAGAUGAUGAAGCUGCAUUGUUGGAGAGACUGGCAAGACGGGAAGAGAGACGCCAAAAACGUCUACAGGAAGCCCUGGAACGUCAAAAGGAAUUUGACCCAACGAUCACAGAUGGGAGCUUGUCAGUGCCCAGCAGGAGAGAAGUAAACAAUGUGGAAGAAAAUGAGACCACAGGGAAAGAGGAAAAGGUUGAAACACGCCAAGGACGCUGCGAGAUUGAGGAAACAGAAACAGUUACCAAAUCGUACCAAAGGAACAAUUGGAGGCAAGAUGGAGAAGAAGAGGGAAAAAAAGAAGAAAAAGACUCAGAAGAGGAGAAACCAAAGGAGGUACCCACAGAGGAAAAUCAGGUAGAUGUGGCAGUAGAAAAGUCCACAGAUAAAGAAGAGGUGGUAGAAACAAAAACUCUAGCUGUAAAUGCAGAGAAUGAUACAAAUGCUAUGCUGGAAGGGGAGCAGAGUAUAACUGAUGCUGCAGAUAAAGAGAAGGAAGAGGCUGAGAAAGAAAGGGAGAAACUUGAGGCAGAAGAAAAGGAGAGGUUAAAAGCAGAAGAAGAAAAGAAGGCAGCUGAAGAAAAACAGAAAGCAGAGGAGGAAAAGAAGGCAGCUGAGGAAAGAGAGCGGGCUAAAGCAGAAGAGGAGAAGAGAGCAGCUGAGGAAAGAGAGAGGGCUAAGGCAGAAGAGGAGAGGAAAGCAGCUGAGGAAAGAGAGCGGGCUAAGGCAGAAGAGGAGAGGAAAGCAGCUGAGGAGAGGGCUAAGGCAGAAGAGGAAAGGAAAGCAGCUGAGGAGAGGGCUAAGGCAGAAGAGGAAAGGAAAGCAGCUGAGGAGAGGGCUAAGGCAGAAAAGGAGAGGAAAGCAGCUGAGGAGAGAGAGAGGGCUAAGGCAGAAGAGGAAAAGAGGGCAGCUGAAGAAAAGGCUAGGUUAGAGGCAGAAAAAUUAAAGGAAAAGAAAAAGAUGGAAGAGAAGAAAGCCCAAGAGGAAAAAGCUCAAGCAAAUUUGCUAAGAAAACAGGAGGAAGACAAAGAGGCUAAAGUGGAAGCUAAAAAGGAAAGCUUACCAGAGAAGCUUCAACCUACCUCCAAAAAAGAUCAGGUAAAAGACAACAAGGAUAAAGAAAAAGCACCCAAGGAGGAAAUGAAGAGUGUCUGGGAUCGUAAAAGGGGAGUUCCAGAACAAAAGGCACAGAAUGGAGAACGUGAACUCACUACCCCCAAACUUAAAUCUACUGAAAAUGCUUUUGGACGCUCCAACUUGAAAGGAGCUGCAAAUGCUGAGGCUGGCUCCGAGAAGCUGAAGGAGAAACAGCAGGAGGCAGCUGUGGAGCUGGAUGAGCUGAAGAAAAGGCGGGAGGAGCGCCGGAAAAUCCUGGAGGAAGAGGAGCAGAAGAAGAAACAGGAGGAGGCUGAGAGAAAAAUCAGAGAGGAGGAGGAAAAGAAGAGGAUGAAGGAAGAAAUUGAAAGGAGAAGAGCUGAAGCUGCUGAGAAACGUCAGAAAGUGCCAGAAGAUGGCGUAUCUGAAGAAAAGAAGCCAUUUAAAUGUUUCAGUCCUAAAGGUUCAUCUCUCAAGAUAGAAGAACGAGCAGAAUUUUUGAACAAAUCCGCUCAGAAGAGUGGUAUGAAACCUGCCCACACGACAGCAGUUGUCUCAAAGAUUGACAGUAGACUUGAGCAAUAUACUAGUGCAGUUGUGGGCAACAAGGCUGCAAAACCCGCCAAACCAGCAGCCUCUGACCUUCCUGUUCCAGCUGAGGGUGUCCGUAAUAUCAAGAGCAUGUGGGAGAAAGGGAAUGUUUUUUCAUCACCUGGGGGAACAGGAACACCAAAUAAGGAAACUGCUGGACUGAAAGUUGGUGUCUCCAGUCGUAUCAACGAAUGGCUAACCAAGACCCCAGAGGGUAACAAAUCGCCUGCUCCAAAACCUUCUGAUUUAAGACCAGGAGAUGUAUCCGGCAAACGUAAUCUCUGGGAGAAGCAGUCAGUUGAAAAGCCAGCUGCUUCUUCUUCAAAGGUAACAGCUACGGGGAAAAAAUCAGAGACUAAUGCAGGUUUGAGACAAUUUGAGAAAGAACCGUAGAAGGCUACUAAAGACGCUGGACCAAUCAGUUGGGG